GUCCUUCUGACGUCAUGCCCUCACCCACAGCAUAUUCCUGCAGCUCACCAACACCAGCAGAAGGUCCUACCUCGGUAAUGCCAGAGCUAGAGGGCGGUCCAUCUGGGAGGCCAUUGCUUUGGAGUAAGGCCCUGUUAGUUUUGGUGAUUCUGCACCUAGUUGUGCUAUCUAUUUUCCCUUCUUUCUAGAUCACUUUCCUCUUUAUUCUUUUUGCUGUAUUGUUCAGUAUUCACUGAGCAUUCUAUAAUUUCGCCUUUGUGGCUGACUUGUUUACCUUUGUUUACAAAACUUCGGACUAGUAUUGCAGAGUCCAGUAUUCCUAUUCUUUAGUUACUCAUACUGGACUCUAGGUACUGUACACAUUCUGUACUCUCUGAUAAUAUAGUUACUCAUACU
Serpula lacrymans var. lacrymans S7.9 is the source of this 396-nucleotide messenger RNA. RefSeq lists its product as uncharacterized. The record is from RefSeq and is a predicted model, not a curated record. Lineage: Eukaryota; Fungi; Basidiomycota; Agaricomycetes; Boletales; Serpulaceae. The coding region runs from base 15 to 188 and encodes 57 amino acids. The transcript has a single exon.